Molecule: messenger RNA, 3107 nt
Organism: Cuscuta campestris
Lineage: Eukaryota; Viridiplantae; Streptophyta; Magnoliopsida; Solanales; Convolvulaceae
Source: the annotation of a GenBank genome assembly
GUAUUUUGAGGCAAAGGUUCGUCUUCUUCCUCAUCCGAUCCUUGCCAUUAUAUUCCUAUUCACAGUUUGGAUAAUAUCCAUUUUUUGCGGCCUCUUGUCCUCCUCGUCUCUUUUCUCUACCCCUCACUGAAGCACAGAACGAACGACGAAAUAAAACCUAAAAAGUCUGAUCGUUAGCGUCUUUCCUAGCACAAGUUUAUGCAUUUCAUCGUUUUUGGGUUCUCAGAUUGGCGAUCGGUGAAGUUCUCAACAGUUUUGGCAGCAGACUAUGUUGGAUUUGGUGGCGUACUCUCAUGGACCGAAGGGAUAUGUUGUUGUUACUCAAACAAGUGCAAUCCCAGCUAGAUUUCAUGGACCUCGUUUUUGUAGGCAUUAUUCAAAAGCUGUGUUUUGUCAUAAUGGACUGCACCAUUUAUCAUCACUUUCUGUCUACUGCAAGACUCAUAAAUCGCAUAUAACAAGUGAUGCAUACAAAAGUAGGCAUAUAUUCAAUGGAAAAAGAUAUUACCUCUUCAAGCACGUGCCGUCUCAAAGGUACAGAUUUCAAAUGUGUUCAUCACUUGAUGUUGCGAGUGCUGUUGAUGUCAUCAAUGACUUAGGGAUGGACACUUUAACAUUUUUAGCUGUUACUGUAUUGGUUGUUCCAGCGUUCAAGAUUAUGAGAGCCAGUCCUAUUCUUGGCUUCUUCUUUGCUGGAGUUGUGCUCAAUCAACUUGGCCUCAUCAGAAAUAUCACCGAUGUGAAAGUCUUGUCUGAAUGGGGGAUUCUAUUUUUGCUGUUUGAGAUGGGUUUGGAACUUUCGCUUGCACGGUUGAAAGCUUUGGCAAAGUUUGCAUUUGGGAUGGGAUUGUCUCAGGUUAUAUUGUGCACUCUUGCUUUUUCUGCAUUUGAACUUCCCCCUAAUGCUGCCAUUGGGACGAGGAUUAUGGAAUUUCUUUUUCACUCAAGACCUGAUCUGGUCAACAUCAGAAGUAUAGAUGAGGCUAUUGUAAUUGGUGCAGCUCUAUCAUUGUCUUCCUCUGCUUUUGUUCUGCAGAUUCUUGCAGAGAGGGGUGAACUUCCAACCAGGUUUGGAUCAGCUACUUUGGGGAUACUUCUACUUCAGGACAUAGCUGUAGUACCUCUGCUAGUGGUACUACCCGUUCUAGAGAGUCAGAAUUUGGUGGAAGAAAGCAUUUGGCCAAUGCUUGCUCAAGAAAGUUUGAAAGCUCUAGGCGGACUUGGUUUGCUCUCUCUAAGUGGAAAAUACAUCUUGAGGCGAGUUUUUGAGAUCGUUGCAGAAACAAGAAGCUCAGAAGCAUUUGUUGCCCUUUGCCUUUUAACAGUUGCUGGGACAUCACUUUUAACUCAGCAAUUGGGCUUCAGUGAUACGCUUGGAGCAUUCCUGGCCGGGGCAUUAUUAGCAGAAACAAACUUCCGUACUCAGAUUGAAGCUGAUAUAAGACCAUUUAAAGGAUUACUUCUUGGGCUAUUUUUUGUGACCACAGGAACUUCUAUUGAUAUGCAGCUUCUUUUCCGAGAAUGGCCAAAUGUUCUUUCAUUGUUGGCAGGCCUGAUUGUUAUAAAGACACUUAUUAUAACUGCAAUAGGCCCUCGAGUUGGGCUUACCCUACAAGAGAGCAUACGGAUUGGAUUCCUUCUCUCUCAGGGCGGCGAAUUUGGAUUUGUGGUAUUUUCAUUAGCAAACAGGCUUGGUGUGCUCCCACUUGAGCUGAACAAGCUUCUUAUAAUCGUUGUUGUGCUCUCCAUGGCUUUGACACCCUUACUCAAUGAAAUUGGACGAAAUGCGGCUAAUCUUAUUGAUGAGACCUUUGAUGGUGAUGAUGAUAAACCAGCUCAUGAAGUUGACUUCAAUACUAGUGAACCAGUUGUUAUUGUUGGGUUUGGGCAAAUGGGUCAGGUCCUUGCCAAUUUGCUAUCUGCCCCACUAGCUUCAGGUUUAAACAGAGGAGUGGGGUGUCCUUAUGUUGCUUUUGAUCUAGACCCUUCUGUUGUGAAGGCUUCAAGAGAUCUUGGUUUUCCUGUUCUCUAUGGUGAUGGGUCCCGUCCUUCAGUUCUCCGAUCUGCUGGUAUAUCAUCCCCAAAAGCUGUGAUGGUUAUGUAUGCUGGGAAAGAGAAGACCAUUGAGGCUGUUCAAAGGAUUCGACUUGCUUUCCCUGCAAUUCCAAUAUAUGCACGAGCUCGGGACGUAAAGCAUUUAUUAAACCUAAAGAAAGCAGGUGCAACAGAUGCUAUUCUUGAAAGCACAGAGUCAAGUUUACAACUUGGCUCCAAAUUGUUGAAAGGGUUUGGUGUAAUGUCUGACGAUGUAACCUUCCUGAGUCAAUUGGUCCGAGACUCUAUGGAGCUACAAGCCCAAGAAGCACUGGGUAAAACGGAUGAUCAAGAUAAAGUUAUGAAGCCUUUGCAGGUAAGAGCAGGGGACUUGUUAGUGGCCGCAAGAGAACCAACCACAUCUGAAGGCGAACAAUGGAAAAUGCAGGAGCAGACUGGUAAAAGUUUUGCCAUCUCAAGUUCUGAUCAGUUGACUGUUGAUGGUGAAAACCAUUUAAAAGACCAUAGUGAAAGUGAAGCCAAGAAAGGUUUUCCCGUAAGUUCAGAAAAUAUCAACAGUGACAGUCAGUAGGUAGGUAGGUGGAAGCAUUUGGGGUUGCAAAGCAUUCAACUUAGAGAUACUAACUCCAAAACACACAACAUUUUUUUAAAAGCCUAGUAGAGAAGAAAAGGCUGUCUAAUUUGUGGUCAUUGGUUCACUACCUGUAUAUAUUCAGUUUUGUGGUAGAAAAUGCUACUUUAACCCCAAGAAUGACACCAAGUUUGACACCCCACGCACAGACAAUUAUUGUUUGUGUGACUCUACGAGUCAUUAGUGGUGUCAUCCGUGGUGUGAGUGUAGCAUGACCUGUUUUGUGAUAGAAUAUAUAAUUUCGAAACCUUUUUUGGUUGCAAAAUUAGCAACUUUGUGUAGUAUGUACACUCUGUAUAGAAUACAACUUUUAUUACAUGCAAUGUAAUGCAAUGAGAGGGGUACCUAACAACAAUAGUGAGUUUAGGGCAUUUUGAUCAAUGCCAAGAAAAUACUUGAGCAUAGAACUGUGAGGCAGGGU